Scaptodrosophila lebanonensis is the source of this 2744-nucleotide messenger RNA. Its product is annotated as mucin-2-like. Gene Ontology annotation, molecular function: chitin binding. The record is from RefSeq and is a predicted model, not a curated record. The transcript is spliced from 2 exons. Lineage: Eukaryota; Metazoa; Arthropoda; Insecta; Diptera; Drosophilidae. The coding region runs from base 54 to 2582 and encodes 842 amino acids. Gene Ontology annotation, cellular component: extracellular region.
UGGAGAAGUUUAUACUCCCAGCGGUGAAAGCAAAGCUUAUAAGAAUUUGCAAAAUGAGAGUUUACAACUUGCUGCUGAUUACAUUUGUGGUCGCGUUGCAAUUAUAUGCCGCGCCUACCGAAGCCCAUCAGCCCGACUGUGCGGAGCAAGUGAACGGCAUUUCUUUUCCGGACCCUAAGAGCUGCUCUCGCUUCUUUGUUUGCCUGCGUGGACGCGCGCUUAGCAGAGUCUGCGGUCAUGGACUCUACUUCGAUCCCAAGACUCAAAUGUGCAAUUUGCCACUCCUUGUGCAGUGCAAGGAAGGCGAUCGCACUGGAGCUGUUGGAUCCGGGGAACUUAUUCAUCAUAGCCCCAAUAACAACCAACCAUGCACCACCACCCCUGCACCUUGUAAUAAGGUGACGACAACAGAACCGUGUACAACAACAACAACAACAACAUCUCCCUGCACCACAUCACCAACAACCACUACCUGCACAACAACCACUUCUACAACCACAACAACAACGACGACUACCACCUCAACCACCACGACAACGACCACCACUACUACUACGACAACAACAACAACUACGACGAGUACCACAACCACAACCACCACGACAACGACCACCACUACUACUACGACAACAACAACAACAACUUGCUCAACUACGACGACUACCACAACAACCACCACGACAACGACCACCACUACUACUACGACAACAACAACAACUUGCUCAACUACGACGAGUACCACAACCACCACGACAACGACCACCACUACUACUACGACAACAACAACAACUUGCUCAACUACAACAACAACGACGACAACCACAACAACCACUACCACAACAACCACCACCACAACAACCACCACCACAACAACCACCACCACCACAACAACCACCACCACAACAACCACCACCACAACAACCACCACCACAACAACCACCACCACCACAACAACCACCACAACAACCACCACCACAACAACCACCACCACAACAACCACCACCACAACAACCACCACCACAACGACCACCACUACUACUACGACAACAACAACAACUUGCUCAACUACGACGAGUACCACAACCACCACGACAACGACCACCACUACUACUACGACAACAACAACAACUUGCUCAACUACAACAACAACGACGACAACCACAACAACCACUACCACAACAACCACCACCACAACAACCACCACCACAACAACCACUACCACAACAACCACUACCACAACAACCACCACUACUACUACGACAACAACAACAACUUGCUCAACUACGACGACUACCACAACAACCACCACCACAACUACCACCACGACAACGACCACUACUACUACUACGACAACCACAACAACUUGCUCAACUACAACAACAACUUGCUCAACUACAACAACAACGACGACAACCACAACAACCACUACCACAACAACCACUACCACAACAACCACCACUACUACUACGACAACAACAACAACUUGCUCAACUACAACAACAACUUGCUCAACUACGACGACUACCACAACAACCACCACGACAACGACCACCACGACAACGACCACUACUACUACUACGACAACAACAACAACUUGCUCAACUACGACGACUACCACAUCAACCACCACGACAACAACCACCACCACAACAACCACUACUACUACAACGACAACAACAACAACUUGCUCAACUACAACAACAACUUGCUCAACUACAACAACAACGACGACAACCACAACAACCACUACCACAACAACCACCACUACUACUACGACAACAACAACAACUUGCUCAACUACAACAACAACUUGCUCAACUACGACGACUACCACAACAACCACCACCACAACUACCACCACUACUACUACGACAACAACAACAACUUGCUCAACUACAACAACAACGACGACAACCACAACAACCACUACCACAACAACCACUACCACAACAACCACUACCACAACAACCACUACCACAACAACCACUACCACAACAACCACCACCACAACAACCACCACCACAACAACCACCACCACCACAACAACCACCACAACAACCACCACCACAACAACCACCACCACAACAACCACCACCACAACAACCACCACCACAACAACCACCACUACUACAACGACAACAACUUGCACUCCAACUCCACCCCCCUGCACCACAACUCCCCCACCCUGCACCACAACUCCAACACCCUGCACCACAACUCCAACACCGUGCACCACAACUCCAACACCCUGCACCACAACUCCAACACCCUGCACCACAACUCCAACACCCUGCACCACAACUCCAACACCGUGCACCACAACUCCAGCUCCAGCUCCAGCUGCAGCUGAAGUAGAAGUUUUAAAAGUACUACCAGCAGAAACUUUGAGAUCUAUGCGCGACUGCCGGGAUAUCGACGAUGGCACAUUUUUGGCUGAUGCCAGACAUUGCCGUCGCUUCUACAUCUGUCGCAACAACCGCGCAAGGCGUCAAGUUUGCCCCACUGGCCAAUGGUUCGAUCGUGAGGCUCUAGCUUGCCGUGACCGCCGUGAAGUCACUAACUGUGUAGCUCGGCGCAACUAAGCGAUCCUUGAUAACGACAAUUCAACGGACCCGUAACCAGAUACAACGCAGCUUCUCUAUAAGGACCCAAUGGGAAUGAUUUUUCGAUAACCUGACGUAUACGCCACUUUUUAGACUUAAGCAUGGAUGUGUAAUAAAGCAACAAAAUGUAAGAAAGCCGCA